AUGUCAGACGAAAUUGUUUGGCAAGUUAUAAAUCAGCAGUUCUGUGCUUUCAAAAUUAAGACUACCAAAGAGCAAAACUUUUGCAGAAAUGAAUAUAAUGUCUCGGGUUUAUGUUCUCGUCAAUCUUGUCCAUUGGCAAAUUCAAGGUAUGCUACCGUUAAGAAUGUUGAUGGUAAAUUAUACUUAUACAUGAAGACAGCUGAAAGAACACACAUGCCAUCUAAAUGGUGGGAAAGAAUUAGAUUAUCUAAGAAUUACAACAAAGCAUUGAGCCAGAUUGAUGGCCACUUGGAGUAUUGGCAAAAAUUUUUGAUUCACAAAUGCAAACAGAGAUUAACCAGAUUAACCCAGGUUGCUAUUACUGAAAGAAGAUUAGCAUUAAGAGAAGAUGAAAGACAUUAUGUUGGUGUUAAGCAUAAGGUUAAGAGAAGAGAAGAAAAUAGAGAAAGAAAGGCUUUAGCGGCAGCUAAGAUUGAAAAGGCUAUCGAAAAGGAAUUAUUAGAAAGAUUGAAGAGUGGUGCCUAUGGUGAUAAGCCAUUGAAUGUCGACGAAAACAUUUGGAAGAAGGUUUUGGGCAAAGUCGAUAAUGAAGAAGAAGAAGAGGAAGAAGAUGAAGACGAUGUUGAACUCGAAAGUGACGAUGAAAGUGAUGUUGGUGAAGUCGAGUAUGUGGAAGAUGAUGGCGACGACGAAUUGGUUGACUUAGAAGAUUUAGAAAAAUGGUUGGACGAUUCUUCUGAAGAAUCUGCCUCCGAAGAAUCUGACGACGAAUCGGAUAGCGAAGAUAAGUCCUCUAAGCGUAAAGCGGCUGCAGAUGAUAAAGCAAACAAGAGAAGGAGAAGACCUAAGGUUGAAAUUGAAUACGAACAAGAAGAACAAGAACCAUCAAUCCAGACCAACAUUGCGGCUUAG
Debaryomyces hansenii CBS767 is the source of this 912-nucleotide messenger RNA. It is a transcript of the gene MAK16, whose product is annotated as 66S preribosome component MAK16. The coding region runs from base 1 to 912 and encodes 303 amino acids. NCBI's taxonomy places the organism in Eukaryota, Fungi, Ascomycota, Pichiomycetes, Serinales, Debaryomycetaceae. Gene Ontology annotation, biological process: maturation of LSU-rRNA; maturation of 5.8S rRNA. The record is from RefSeq and is a predicted model, not a curated record. Gene Ontology annotation, cellular component: preribosome, large subunit precursor; nucleolus. The transcript has a single exon.